Cyanidioschyzon merolae strain 10D is the source of this 921-nucleotide messenger RNA. RefSeq names its product similar to rotamase/parvulin-type peptidyl-prolyl cis-trans isomerase. Gene Ontology annotation, molecular function: peptidyl-prolyl cis-trans isomerase activity. The transcript has a single exon. The coding region runs from base 1 to 921 and encodes 306 amino acids. The record is from RefSeq and is a predicted model, not a curated record. Lineage: Eukaryota; Rhodophyta; Bangiophyceae; Cyanidiales; Cyanidiaceae.
AUGGGAGCUAUUGUCAGCCGUCUGCGGAGCGUGCCCGCACCUGCCUCAAGGCUCCAACAGAGCGAAACCAGCAGCGUCUACCGUAGUGGUGGUAAUGGUGGUAAUGGUGGUGGUGGUGGUGGUGCUCCGUCAGCAACCGAAAUAACGAACCCGACAACAGACACACCAGGGAAGCAGCGUUGGCGGGUUCGCACCCCGCCAGAGCGAGCGGCGUUCGUUCACCAUAUCCUCGUCGACGAGGAGGCAGAGGCGAAACGGCUUUGUGAGCUUCUGCGUCAGCAGGCCGCUCAAGGCGACAACGCGCUUCGAGAGCGCUUCGAAAGUCUGGCUUAUCAGUAUUCGCGAUGCUCAUCUCGUGACCGAGGAGGAACACUGGGCUGGAUCCGUCCUCGAGAAACAACAGCGCUGUUUGACAAUGCCAUUUUCGAGACAAAGAAGCCUGCUGGGAGCAUUGACGUGGUUCAAAGCGAAUACGGCUGGCACGUAGUGUGGAUAGGACAGCGCCUGGAGCAGCAGGCGGCAACGCAGAGCAGUGCCAGUUCGGUACCGUCCACGACGCGCCCGUCCGAGACGCCAACUUCAGCCAGCAGCGUACCAGGUACUGAUUACCUGCGACAGAUUGAAAAACUCAGUGCUGCGCUGCAUGCUCGACCGAUGCCCAACGUUUUCCCGUCGCCAGAGGCGCUUGUCGCCCAGAGACGACCGCGACCUGAGGGGGCGCUCACCCAUGCGCAAGCCCUUAGCAUGUUGCUCGCGCAUUACCUGGAACCACAGACCUGGUCGGUGGAGGCAUUAGCGAAAGCGUUUCGAAUGGAGGAUGCAUCGAAGAGAGCGCUGAUGGCACGGGCGUUACGAGCGGUGCGGCCCUGGUUGGAAACGCAGACACCCGAAGGCCUGCGCAGGCAUCGGGAACUGUCGUAG